AUGACAAAUACUGAUACGUCAUCACAAAUGACUAUGGAAUUCUAUAGAAAAGCUUUGAAUUUCAAUGUCAUUGGAAGAUACGAUCCUAAAAUAAAACAACUGUUGUUUCACACACCACAUGCCUCCAUCUAUAAAUGGGAUUUUACCACAGAUGAAUGGAAUAAGCUAGAAUGCCAAGGUGUAUUGGCAAUUUACCUACGUGAUAUUGCAAGCUCUCCAAAUGAUAUGCUACCCACUUUAAUUGAUGAUUCAACGGAUACAAUGUUGAAUAGUACUAACAACGGUACUACAAAUAAUAGUAUUACUACUUCCAAUAUUAAUAAAGAAAAGGAUACUUCUUCAAAUAUGAAUCCAACAGUUUUGACUGGUAAGGAUAUUUAUAACUAUGGACUCAUAGUUUUAAACAGAAUUAAUCCAGAUAAUUUUUCUUUGGGAAUUGUACCGAAUAGUGUUAUAAAUAAGAGAAAGUUAUUUGAAGCGGAAGAAGAUUCGAAAAAUCCAUUAGAAAAAAUGGGUGUUGAAGUAAAAGAUGAUUUGGUUAUUAUUAAAAAUUUAAAACACGAAGUUUAUGGGAUUUGGAUUCAUACUGUACCUGAUAGACAAAACAUUUAUGAAUUAAUUAAAUAUUUAUUGGAAAACGAUCCAAAGGAAUCCUUUGCAUGA
Molecule: messenger RNA, 663 nt
Organism: Henningerozyma blattae CBS 6284
Lineage: Eukaryota; Fungi; Ascomycota; Saccharomycetes; Saccharomycetales; Saccharomycetaceae
Gene: DCP1
Product: Dcp1p
Exons: 1
Coding region: 1-663 (220 amino acids)
Biological process (GO): deadenylation-independent decapping of nuclear-transcribed mRNA; positive regulation of catalytic activity; deadenylation-dependent decapping of nuclear-transcribed mRNA
Cellular component (GO): P-body
Molecular function (GO): enzyme activator activity; mRNA binding
Source: RefSeq, a predicted model, not a curated record